AUGAAGCUAGACGUUCACUUGCCCAGUGGUAGUGGAUGCUCCUUCUCCUUCGCGCCGGACACGCCCGUCAGCGAGCUGAAGGCUGCAGCGCAGCAGCAUUUCCAGCGCCGCCUGAAGCUCAGUGCGCAAAAUCGGCCGCUGGAGUUGACGGCCACGCUGGGCGAGGCCGGCUUGCGAGAUGGGGACUUGGUGCAGGCGCUGAUUCAGCCCGUCAAGCUUGCAGCCACAGCUUGGGCAUUUGCCUUGCAUGUCGCAGGGGGUGAUGGUGUGGCCUGGGGUCUGCCAGACAGAGGGGGAGACAGCAGCCAGGUGCAAGAGCAGCUGAGGAACGUCCGGCAAAUUCAAGCUACUUCUCGAGGUGCGUUUGCCGCCAUUCUUGAAUCUGGAGCUGUCGUGACAUGGGGUGAUCCGCGUUACGGUGGAAACAGCAGCCAGAGCAGCUGA
Effrenium voratum is the source of this 444-nucleotide messenger RNA. Lineage: Eukaryota; Dinophyceae; Suessiales; Symbiodiniaceae. The record is from the annotation of a GenBank genome assembly.